Molecule: messenger RNA, 374 nt
Organism: Staurois parvus
Lineage: Eukaryota; Metazoa; Chordata; Amphibia; Anura; Ranidae
Source: the annotation of a GenBank genome assembly
CUGGAGGGCCGCCAGUUUGACACCUGUGGUCUAGAUAAUGCUGGACGGGAGGAGCCGGUACACCUGUGCAAAACUGAAGGGGAAGAGCCGGGACACCUGUGCAAGACUGAAGGGGAGGAGCCGGGACACCUGUGCAAGACUGAAGGGGAGGAGCCGGUACACCUGUGCAAGACUGAAGGGGAGGAGCCAGGACACCUGUGCAAAACUGAAGGGGGAGCCGGUACACCUGUGCAAGACUGAAGGGGAGGAGCCGGUACACCUGUGCAAGAGAAGGGGAGGACCGGUACACCUGUGCAAGACUGAAGGGGAGGAACUGGGACACCUGUGCAAGACUGAAGGGGAGGAGCUGUGACACCUGUGCAAGACUGAAGGGG